Molecule: messenger RNA, 1305 nt
Organism: Mercenaria mercenaria
Lineage: Eukaryota; Metazoa; Mollusca; Bivalvia; Venerida; Veneridae
Product: carbohydrate sulfotransferase 11-like
Exons: 2
Coding region: 1-1305 (434 amino acids)
Biological process (GO): carbohydrate biosynthetic process
Cellular component (GO): membrane
Molecular function (GO): sulfotransferase activity
Source: RefSeq, a predicted model, not a curated record
AUGGUGUUAGAAGCUUCCUCACAUGGCGCUCAAGACGGUAGUCUUAGGACUUGUCAGUCCGGUGUCAGUAUAAUGUUACUGGAAAGAACUGCAACUUCUUUUACUGUGAAUUCAACUGUCAGCGAGACGAUAAACGCUGAAGACAACCAGCUGGAAACUAAAAUGGUAUGGUCGGAUAAAACAUUGUCAGAGGCAAGAGAUAACGUUACAAAAAUAAUUAAUAUAACUGGGAUUGAGAGAAAUUCAUCUAGCGUGCAGGCAGAAAGAAUUAAACAAAUUUCGGACGUCUGUAAAGAUAAACAAUUUAUGUCUAAUGCAUUAUAUAGAAAAAGCCAAACUAUGUAUUACUACUCAAAACAAUACAAUUUCUCAUAUUGUAAAGUGCCAAAGGUAGGAUCUACAUUUUGGACUCAAGUGUUUAAAAUUCUUAAGAAUGGUAAGCAUGGAGAAAAUGUUUUCAAACAAGAAAGGAAACAUGUGCAUCAACAGUCAACACAACUUGUUGUCCGCUUCAAAAGCAAGCGGAGAAAACAAUCAAAAACAGUUUUAGUUUCUCGAGACCCGUACAGUCGAUUGUAUUCGGCUUUUAUUGACAAAUCAUUUUUAUUUAUGCACAAAAGUACGAACUAUGAUAUUCGAAAGCGGUUUCCAAAAGAUAAUGCAAGUGAUACUGUUUGUCCAACAGAUGUUUCUUUUCAGGAGUUUUUGGAUUUUAUCAUUUCAAAUGUAAAAAUGGGCAACCUGCUGAACAGACACUGGGCACCAAUUUCAAGUCUCUGUCGUCCGUGUGAUGUAAACGCUCAUAUACUUGUAAAACAAGAAAGCUUCUCCGCUGAUGUUGAAUAUGCCUUGCGGGCAUUUGGGGUUGAUGGUGAAAAGUUGGAUAUGAUAAUACCCGCACUACACAACAAUAGAAUAGAAGAUUCAGUAAUUAGUAUCGUUGAGACAUUUUAUGAUAAAGUUAAAAAGGCUUGUAUAGAUACAUAUAGUGUUUCUAAAAGAUUAUGGAAGUCCUUUCAAGUUCAAGGUUUCCUCAAGCACGAGUUAUCUUUUCCGGAUAAAGAAUUCGCUCAUAAAUUGUUAAGAAGCCAACUAAUGAAAGAUGUGGUUAUAGACUAUAUAAAUAGAUAUCCUAUGACGUCACAAGAACGAAACUAUCAACGACAUAAAGCUCUCGUUGAAGCUUACGCAAAUAUCAAAGAAGAGACACUAAAAGGAAUUCAGAAAUUAUAUGAAGUUGAUUUUAAAAUGUUUGGAUACGAUAUCAAUCCGCCGCAAAUGCGGGUGGAUCAAAAGAAAGUUUGA